Trichomonas vaginalis G3 is the source of this 5493-nucleotide messenger RNA. RefSeq lists its product as uncharacterized. Gene Ontology annotation, molecular function: protein binding. The transcript has a single exon. The coding region runs from base 1 to 5493 and encodes 1830 amino acids. The record is from RefSeq and is a predicted model, not a curated record. NCBI's taxonomy places the organism in Eukaryota, Parabasalia, Trichomonadida, Trichomonadidae.
AUGUGGAGGACUCUUAAUGCGUGUCCAAUUCAAUAUCCUUCAUAUAAAUCGUCCGAAAUUAUAGAUCUUAAGUCAAGACAACUCGAAUUCUUCCAUCAGGUUAAGAAAAAUCCGAAAAAUUUAGACAUCAAACUUAUUAAUUGCUCGAAUAAUGUCAUAACUUCAUUAGAUAAAUCAUUUCUCCAUAAAUACCCAAAUUUAGAAGUAUUCGAUAUAUCAAAUAAUCAAAUUACAAAGAUUGAACACUUUGAUAGACAGCCAAAAUUACAAUUCCUCAAUAUUUCAAACAAUAAUGUACCAUUAAUCGAAAAUUUAGAACAAAAUCAAGAAAUAGUGCAGAUUGUUGCCCCAUUUAACAAGAUUCACUCAAUAUUUUUAAGAGAUCAAUUACCAAAACUAGUUUAUCUUGAUUUACGAUCGAAUCCGCUGAAUAAAUUGAAUUUUGGAACAAAAAUGCCUGCGUUAAAAGUACUUUUAGUUAGCAAUUGUCAGUUAACAGAAAUGCCUGAUUUUACAUCUUUCCCUGCACUUGAGUUUUUAGAUAUUUCACGUAAUAAGUUGGAGUCUGCACUUAGUGUCAAACAAAAUAAUCUUGUUGUACUUAAUAUAUCACGAAAUCAAAUUACAGAAUUGAAAACUUUUAGAAGUUUUAAGAAACUAGAGCGUUUAGAUGUAUCUUUCAAUGAUAUUGAAGAUGAUGGUUUUCUGAAGGCUAAAAAACUUAAAUCUUUGAAAUUAUUAUACGCAAGGAGUACUAGAUUGAAGCAAAUUCCAAUAUUGACGCAAAUAUGUCCUAAUCUUACAGAGUUAGAUGUUAGCUUUUCUAAAAUCGAAAGCAUGAAAGAUGUAUUAAAAUACAUUUCAGCAAAUCAACAAAUUAAAGCUCUUGAUUUACGUGGAACUGAGGUAACACAGCACAUGUAUCCAUUGCAAGCAUAUGAUACUGUUAUUGAAUCAAUAUCUAUGUUCAAUUCAUAUCAUCCAGAUACAAUUACAAAUCGUCAGAAGUACAGACAACAGAUCAUUAGUAAAUUACCUUAUUUGGAAGUUCUUGAUGGUAUUACUAUUACAGAAGCUGAUAAAAAUGGCCAAACUGAAGCAGUUAUUUCUGAAAUUGAAUCUUCUUCUCUUCAAAUGUCUCCGCAAGAUUCGAAACUUGAUGAUGUUACAGAGCAACCAGUUGAAAUUACUAAUGCCAAAACUUCACAGCUUGUAGAUUCUGAAGUUAUGGCAAGAGAUCAAAUACAAUUCUGUAAAAUUACCAAAUGUGAAGACAUUUUCAUUGAAAAAUCUUCUGCAAAGCUUGAAUUUAAGCAUUUGGAUAGUAUUGAUAUUGAACCAGCCAAUAAUUUUGUUAUUGACAAUCAGAUUGAUCAUGAAAUUCCUGAAAAGGAAUUAAAAUUCAGCAUUUCGACUGAAAAACCUCUUAACUUAAUGAUAGUUUCCAAAGAAUUGGUUAACCAUGGCAUCAAUCCUGUGAGAAUUCGUUUCAAAAUUAAAAAAUUAAAUGAAUUUGAAAUUAAGGAACCAGAAUAUGCAACUAAGAAGGUGAAUACAACAAGAGAAAGAACAGCUUCUGAAGAGGAAGAGGAUCAUUAUGAAGAGGAAGAUGUCAUUUAUGUUGAAGAAGAGGAAGAAGAAGUCAAAGAAAUCAAAAGGGAGGAGGCUCCAGUUUUAUCAGGAAGAUCAAAUAAAAACUAUAACUUCCAUAAUCAGAGUUCUGAUAUUUACUCUGACUAUGAUACGGAUAAUGAUUUGAUGGAUGAAAUCAAGACAAAGAAAGAUGAAGAGAAUAAAACGAGUGAGAAUACAGGAAAUAAUACUGGAACUAGUCAGAAUAACGAAGGAACAAACGACACGAAAUCUCUUGAAAACCCUUCUUCAGGAAAAAGACUUUUCAAGGAUUCUUCGUCGGAUGAUGAUUUUGGACACAAACCAGGAAGGAGAUUAUUCAAAGAAGAUUCUGAUGAUGACGAUGAUGGUGAUAAAGUAAAAAUCCAAAGAAAACUUAGUGACUUAGAUGGUCCAAAGAAUGCUCCUAAAUCACCUGUUUCAAGUGAUGAUGAAAAGCCUCAACAAAAUAGUAAGCAAAGUAAUGGAAAUCAGGAGCAAAACGAUGCUACAAACCAAAAUGAUACUCCAAACCAAACUUCUCAGCAACCAGAAAAUAAACCCAACGAAGAUAAAGAGAAAACUGAAAAGAAAUCUAACUCCAAAGGCCCAAAGACUCCUGAAUCCAGUAUCUCAGAAGAUCUAUCAGAUCUUGGAACUAAGAAAAACAGUAAUUCGAAAUCUAAUGGAAAGAAAUCAAAAAGUCAGAAAUCGCCUGACUCAAGUCUAAUGGAUGAAGAAGAAGAAGUACAUGAAUUUGUCAAGAAUUCAAAGACAUCUAAUAAAAAACUGCAAGCACCAAAUUCGCCUGAAUCAAGUUUAUUAGAGGAGGAAGAGUAUGAAGAAGAGGAGGAGGAAGAAGAAACAUCUGAAUCAAGUGAUUAUGAAGAUAAAAACUUUCGACCACUUAAAAAGAUGUCAAAGCUUCCAAAAUCACAAAAUGAAAGUUCUGAUGAAGAAGUAGUUCAUAGCAAAAAAAGAUCAUUAAGAAUUGAAGAUGAUAGUAGCGAAGAUGAAGAACCUCAUAAAAUAUCAAAAAAGAGGAGAUCAAAUUUUAAUGAAGAGAGCACAGAAAAUGUGAAGACCCCAGAUUUUCCUAAUGAUUUGAAACUAGAGAAGUUUAGCGAUAACUCAAGUGAAGAAGAGGAAAAAAUUCGUAAAUUCUCUCGCAGAAAAAAACUAAUGCAGAGUGAUGAUGAGAGCAGUGAUGAUAAAGAAAUACAUAGAAGUUCAAAGGGCAGAAAAAAAUCUAAACUCAAAGAUAUCAAAGAUAGCAGCGGAGAAGAUGGAGAAGAAAAAUUUUCAACUCGAAGUUCUAAAGGUAGAAAAAAAUUAGCGAAUAAGAAAUUAAGCAGUUCUGAAGAUGAAUCACCACAAGUUUCUGCAAAAUCAAGAAAAAAAUCAUCAAAAAAGAAAAUGAGUAGUUCCGAAGAUGAAUCUGCACCAGUUUCUGCAAGAUCAAGAGGAAAAUCAUCAAAAAAGAAAAUGAAUAGUUCCGAAGAUGAUUCAGAGCCAGUUUCUGCGAGAUCUAGCAAAAAAUCUAGAUCGAGAGCGAAGGAGAGCCAAAUUGUUCCAGUAGAAAUCAUUGAGAAUCCAGACGCGUUUAAAGUUGAAGAUUUCAAAUCUAAUAGAAGCAGUCAUUCAAGUAAAUCCAGUCAUAGAAGAUCCUCUAUUUUGAACAAAGGUGGAGAUAAAUCAAUAAGAUCUGAUAUUAUUGAAAGAAAUUUGGAGGACAGUGACACUGAAUCAAUAAAAUCAAUGAAGAAAGACAGAAAAGCAAACAGUAACCCACUUGUCAAUCAAAAAAUUGAAGUAUAUAGAAGAAGGAUUGAACAACUACAGAAUGAAAAGAACUUUGAUUCUAGUUUGAGUCAAUGGAGUGAAUCUGAUUCUCAAUAUAAAAAGAAUCCUGGGAAGAAUGACUUGGAUCUUUCUGAUGUUUAUUCAGAUAUAAAAGAAAAUACAUUUGAAAGAGUUAAAGCUAGCAAUCCCAUUAUUCCAAUAAAUGCAGAAGAUGAUACUGGUUUUAAGUUUGAAACACCAAUGAAACCUGAUCAAAAACCAGAAAUUUUGAGAUUAGGAAAAUACACUCCAGAAAUGAGAAUGAAAGAUGAAGAAACAAUCAGGAAAUUAAGAGAAGAAAAUGAAGCAUUCAAGAGGAAAAUCGAAGAGCUAAAACUGCAAAAGAUGAAAAGAGAACUUCAAGAAAUAGAAAGAGUUCAAAGGAGAAAGCAGGAAAUCUUUGAUAAGUUUAGUGAUUUUAAUGAAUAUUCAUUUCCUAAUCCAAAAAGGGUUGAUUCUAAGAAAUUAGAAAAUGAUAUCAGAAGAAAUCAAUUUGAUAGUUCAAGUGAUGAUUCUCCGCUGAUGAAAGAUAUUAAAAUUAAAAAGAGCAAGAAUAUAGAUAAUGAUAAGAAAGUUCCCAAGAAAUUUGAUGAAGAUAUACCAAAGAGGAUUAAGAAGAACAAGAAAUCUUUUAAAGAAGAUUCUUCAGAGAAUUCUGAAUCAAGUGAAAAUUUUAUUUUGAAGAAGAAAAAGAGGAUGGAAUCAUCAAGUGAUGAUGACUCUUUUGAAGAACAAAAAUCUAAGAAACAGAAAAAUAAAGAAGCAAAAAUUCCUAAGCAAAGGAAGACAAAGUCGAGACAGAGUUCUCCGAUUAAAGAAGUUGAUCUUCGAAGUGAUUCUGAUGACAAAUCAGUAAAAUCAAAAAGGUCGAAGAGUAAAUCACCAAAACAAAAGCCUAAAUUGAACAAAAAGAAGAGUAGAUCUUCUUCACCAACAAAGAAAGCAAAAUUUAGUGAGGAAGAAUCAUCCGAAGAUAUGGAUAUUAUUCCUGUUUCAAAUAAAAGGAGUCAAACAAAGAAAAAUAAAAUUUCUCCCAAAGGAAAACGAAACAAAAUUAAUAAGCCAGAUGAACCAAAGAAAUCUCCGAAGAAAAGUAAAAAUUCCGUUAAAUCCGCAACUUCUUCAAAAAUAAAGAAAUUGUCAGCACAAAACUCGCCGGAUAUAAACGAAACGAAAUUGAAGAAUAGAAACUCAUCUCCGAGAAAGAAAUUUGGUAUUCAGAAAAGUCCUUCUAAAUCAGAUGCUGCAUCCACAGGAAACGUUGGCAAACUUCGAAAGAAGAAAGACCAAAAAAUAAGAAAUAAAUCCAAAGAUAUUGGAACAGAAGAUAAUCUUUCAGUAAAAUCUGCUCCAGUUCAAGCAAAAAUCAAACCUAAACCACUUAAACCAAAAUCUAAGAGACACGAUAUCCCGGUGAAUGAAUAUAGCGAUGAAGAACCACAGAUAACUAAAUCUAAACGAAAACAAGAGAAGAUAAAUGAUGUAGAACUUAGCAGCUCAUAUUCUUACAGCGAAGAUGAAAAACCAGUUGCUAAAAUAGUUCCAAAAAAGACUCAAGAGAAGGAAGUGAAACCAGAUAAAGAUAAUAAACUAAAGCAUCACCACCAUCAUCAUAGUCAUCAUGGUUCUCAUCACUCCCAUCAUUCUCAUACAGUGCAAAUCAACAAAGAAAAGAAUCACGGAAGGAAUCAUCACCAAACAGAGAAAGUUGAAAAAGUUAAAAAUCACGACCACUCGAGUCAUCGAAAGAUUGUAUCUGAAAGGGAGAAAAAUAGUAAAAAUGAUGAGCAUCAUCACCAUUAUCAUAGUAGUCAUAAGCAUGAGCACGAACAUACUUCAAGGAAGCAUUUCCACGAUAAAUCUCCAAGUAUUUAUAAAGAUAGAAAGGAAAACAUAUCUUCUUCUAAUGAAGAAUUAGAUGAUAGACUAGAUGCGAUUGAAAGAGCAACAGAUGAAAUGAAAUCAAGGAUAAAUUCCUUAAAAUAUAUUAUGAAAGAAUCAAAAGCACCACAGAAACAAAUUGUUAUUAAUGUUAAAUAA